Annulohypoxylon truncatum is the source of this 2217-nucleotide messenger RNA. RefSeq names its product DUF1741-domain-containing protein. Gene Ontology annotation, biological process: regulation of Golgi organization. Gene Ontology annotation, cellular component: cytosol. The record is from RefSeq and is a predicted model, not a curated record. The transcript has 6 exons. NCBI's taxonomy places the organism in Eukaryota, Fungi, Ascomycota, Sordariomycetes, Xylariales, Hypoxylaceae. Bases 260 to 2143 code for a protein of 627 amino acids.
GUCGCAUUCAAUUAAUUCGUUCAUGAUGCGCCGGUCGCGUGUCAGGUUAUCUUAUCAUAUCUACAUACAUACAUACAUACAUAUUCCAUUACCUUAUCCCACGAUUGCCGGUUGUCGACCAUCGAGAUUCAACACAGCACCAUAUCACUUACACCCUCUUUUCACCACGAUGAUGGUCCUUUGCCUGUAUUAGAAGCAUAAUAGUCGUACGGACCGCGUAUAUGUGCCUUCGUUUUCCCGCACCUCACCGUUGCCGGCCAUGGAUCCCUCUGCCUCUCCCCUGACCCAACAGGCUCGGCCUGAAUCCUUCCAGCCAAAGGUGGUUCAACUAUACGAGGCGCUAUUCAAGGACGACGUUGAUCCAGACGCCGAUAAGCCUGAGGGCUUCUGGACCGAGUUCUUCCUUCUAAAACCCGAUCGGAACUCUUUGCAGAGGAUACUCGCCCGGCUUGGACCCGACGACUUGAUCGGUCUACAGUUGCAAACCCAGCAACUUUUCUUCCGCGCCGUAGAAUGCUUGAAGAAGGGCAAUGGAGUAGCCGACGCGCACGCCCUCGAGACCCUAACAACUUUCUUCUCCGCCGUCCUCCCUAAGAAAUAUACGAAUCCGAGCUCAGAUAUAAUAGCCGUGUUAGCAGGGCUGGAUCAGGUUGAUGCCGUCUUCACUGAUUUUGUAGGCGCUCUGGACGGGAUUAUCCGCAACGGUAAAUCAAUGGAGGUUAGGCAGAAAGCCGUUGAGGUCGUUUUAUCCAUCACCUCGGGCGCGUACCAGACAAGCCUCCUGACGUAUUUCAUACAACGCGAUCUUUUCCCCGCCAUCAUGAAGUUCAUCCAAGAAUCGGACUCGCCGCAUAGGGUCCUAGAACCGUUCAUGUUGUUGGGCCUGCUGGCAAACUACAACAAAUUCGAAUUCCAAAACCCCUAUCAACUUCGGCUGAACGAUUUCGUCAACGAGGCGACUAUACAGAAGGUUGUCAGAUGUGUUGGACACACAUGCCGAAAUCUGAGAGGCCAAUAUAUCGAUAUUUUACAGGACUUGCCCGAAGGAUGGACCAUCGCGAACACUUUGAACAUGAUUGGUCUUGGAGCCAUCGCUCCCGGUCCAAGGUCGAAUCAGAAGCCAACAUAUGAUCCGGAGGAAGCUAAGCAGAUGUUCGCAAAAUUGCCGGGCGAAGACGCUGCUGUGCUGCUAGGAACAUACGAUUUCAGCCACGCCAACAAGCUCUUCUGCUUCAAUCUUGUCUCGCUACCAGCUGAGAAGGGCGAAGAGCAGCCCAUCUCUAGUUUCUUAUCGUUGACCUCUUACCUUCUCCAACAUGCUUUCCUAUCCACCCGAGCUACUAACUACGCGCACCUCAGCCUGAUGGUUUUUCGGCUGCUCAUUGAAGACCAGCUUCUGUGUAAACGGUUAUGUAGCGACGAGAGCAAGGUCGCCGUCAGACUCUGUCGUCAGCGGCAGCCUUUCCUCCCGGCCGUUCGAGGGGAGCGCAUCUUGGCAACUAGUGUUCUAGAUACCAUGAUUGACGGUAUCAAUCACAACCUACGUCGCAGGCUAGACGUUAGUUUGUACACCCUAUGUGUUGGUAUUAUGCUGCGCAUCAUAUCAUACCUAUCGCGGUCCCGAACCCGAUUGCAGUAUCAUUGGUCCGAGCUGUUCCGCUCACUCUUGUCCCUUAUCCGAUUCCUCACGACCUACGCCGCCGAUAUGAAGGGCCUAUCGCACUUCGAUUCUCUGCUGGAUCUUGUCGUGAACCUCUUGGCUCUCUCCCUCUCCGCCGGCGAGGCAUUCCUUCCUACUCCAGCCGCCUACGACGAUCUAUUCUACAAAGUUGUAGAGAGCGGCGAGGUCUUGAUAAAGUUCCGCGACACGUACGCCCUCUCAAGUCGGCCGUCAAAUUCAAUAGGUACCCUCGUCAGCGUGAGCGCGCAUUACAAGACCAUGCUCGAGUCUGGCGGGUCCAAAAGAAAUCUCACUAGCACGGAGGUAGCGGAAGUGAUAAAACAGGGCUACGAGACAUUGAGUAUCCAAGCCAAGGAAGGACUUGACGGCUGGGAGAGAUAUCGCGAAGCCGACGAAAGGACGCUUCUGAAGAAGAUGGCACGGGCGACCGUCACGGACGUCCAUAUUAUCGUCCAAGCAUAGAUAGUGCGGCUCGAGGUUUAGGCGUGGCACCGACCGAGUCAGAAACAUGUACGCACCGUAGAUCCGGACAGCUC